Messenger RNA from Xyrauchen texanus (razorback sucker), 3854 nucleotides. RefSeq names its product T-box transcription factor TBX4-like. Gene Ontology annotation, cellular component: nucleus. The coding region runs from base 274 to 1902 and encodes 542 amino acids. The record is from RefSeq and is a predicted model, not a curated record. NCBI's taxonomy places the organism in Eukaryota, Metazoa, Chordata, Actinopteri, Cypriniformes, Catostomidae. Gene Ontology annotation, biological process: regulation of transcription by RNA polymerase II; positive regulation of DNA-templated transcription; cell fate specification. The transcript is spliced from 9 exons. Gene Ontology annotation, molecular function: DNA-binding transcription factor activity, RNA polymerase II-specific; RNA polymerase II cis-regulatory region sequence-specific DNA binding.
UUCACCCUGGUGUUUUAACAAAUCAAGCUGUUGAGCGGAUACUCCGUGUUUCCGAGAAAACAUCACGAACCGAGUUCCCCCAUUCACCUCUGAGACGAAUCCUCUCCAGUGUUACGAGUCUACCAGCGUUAUUUCAACAGAAGCAGACCCUGGGGAAGAGUUGCUCAUGAUCAGAUACAGGGGAUGCUGAGCAGCUACACUCGCAUGCUGUGGACAGACAAUUGCGGUUUGGAAUGAUAUGGAGGAUAUCAGAACAUACUAUUUUUAUGAGAAAUGCUACAGGAAAAGGCUUUAACUGUGGCGGAUGAAGGCUUGACCGUGGCCCAGUCCGGUGGGCAUCCUGAGCUUGCCAGUGAUUCCUCGGAUCUGGGCCUGCCUACAGCUCCCAUCAUUCCCCAAAACACUGAGCCUGACCAGAACAUUGAAAACAUCAAAGUGGUUCUUCAUGACAGGGAUCUAUGGAAGAAGUUCCACGAGGCCGGAACCGAGAUGAUCAUCACCAAAGCAGGCAGACGGAUGUUCCCCAGCUACAAAGUUAAAGUCACAGGGAUGAAUCCCAAGACCAAAUACAUCCUUUUAACUGACAUUGUCCCAGCUGAUGACCAUCGGUACAAGUUCUGUGACAACAAGUGGAUGGUGGCAGGAAAAGCGGAGCCUGCCAUGCCUGGAAGACUCUAUGUCCACCCAGACUCUCCCGCAACAGGGGCCCACUGGAUGAGACAACUGGUCUCAUUUCAAAAGCUGAAGCUCACAAACAACCACCUUGAUCCUUUUGGGCAUAUCAUCUUAAACUCUAUGCACAAAUACCAGCCCAGGUUACACAUAGUGAAAGCUGAUGAAAACAAUGCCUUCGGCUCCAAGAACACAGCCUACUGCACUCAUGUCUUCCAUGAGACAGCUUUCAUCUCUGUUACAUCCUAUCAGAACCAUAAGAUCACCCAGUUAAAAAUUGAGAACAAUCCUUUUGCCAAAGGUUUCCGUGGCAGCGAUGAGGGUGAUUUGCGUGUGUCCAGACUUCCAGGGAAAGAUUACCCUAUGAUUUCUAAGAACAUGGUUCGACAGCGGCUUAUCUCAUCACACAGCCAUCUGUCUGGAAAACUGUGCACAGGUGUGCUGAGUAGCCACCCACAGGUGGUUUCUCACUACCAAUAUGACAGUGGUGUUCCCCUGCCAGACUCUGAUUCCCAGGAAGCUCUUUCCAAUUCGUUACAUUCUAGUAGAGAAUCCAGCCUCAUUUACCACUGUUUCAAGCACAGAGAAAACACAAGACACUUGGAGCUAGGAUGUAAACGUCCCUACCUGGACACAACAGCCUCUGCAGUUUCAGAGGAGCAUUAUUUCCGCUCUCCUCCAUCCUACGAGCCACCCCUUCUGUCCCAUCCAUACUGCAGUGAGACUUUGGGUUCUAGAGAGACAUGCAUGUAUGGAGGAAUGGAGGAAGAGGCAGGGAGCACCGUGGGUACAGAUGACCUACCAGCCCCCUCGCUGAACUGCAAUAUGUGGGCAUCAGUGCAACCAUACCCACGCUAUGGCAUGCAGACUAUGGAGGCAAUGCCAUACCAACCCUUCACAGCUCACUUCAAUAGCACACCCACUGCUGCCUCUGUGGUUCCUCACAACUCUCUGUCCAUGCAGCGUUCACAUCAAGCACAUCCUGACCAAGUCACUUUCACCCCACAGCGGGCACUGCCACCCACACCAUCAUCAUCCUCCCCCUCCGGCCCCACCUCCCAUGAAAGAGCUGUACAUUUCUCCCCGUUUCAUAGGAAACCUGGUUCACCAUUGUGUUCACAAAGGGAUUUCAUAGCCUAUCCAACCAAUAGCCCUUCUUCAACACGAGAACCAACCUAUCAGUACCAAAUGGGCCUAAGCAGUGUUGGGCCUCAUUGGACUGACAGCUAAGGAGUAAUCCACAUCAUCAUUUAACCCACAGCCUACAACAAAGAUAAUCCUCUUCCUUUCUGAACAACAACUGAAUGAGAUUAUUUUCUAUGCAGCCAUGAUGCUACAUUGUAAAACAAAAGCCAUACAUCUAUUUAGCCUUGUAGUAUAGGAUGGCCACAAUGUGUGGCAUUGUGUAUUUAUUUUAAUUUGAGAUAGUUGCAGUUAAAUGUGCAGGCGUCGACAUUAAGAUAUAUGAAACUUUUCAGUGCCAGCUUUGUGUAUUAAGCACAAAAUAUGUGUGCCAAUUGAAAUCAUGGGACUUUUAGGCCAUGUCCACACUAACUUGUUACAUUUUGAAAAUGCAUUGAUUUUACUACAUUUACACCUCUCAUCCACACUAUAGGAUGGCAUCUUCCUCCACUGAAAAAUGGAGACUUUCAAAAAUGCUCUCCUCAACCACAUGCGGUACUUACUUAAAAACAAUGAUGUUAGAUAACUGAAAACAGAGUUUUCAAACUUAAACAGAUUAGUGUGGAUGUGCCCUUAGUGUAUUGGGUCUGAAUCAUGUCAGUGCCAGAUUAUAGUGGGAAGUUUAGUUUUUAGUUAACCGUAACAAAAUUACUGAAGCUUCUUUCUACCUCUUGACAUGUUAAGAGUGUGUAAAACCUGUGCUAAGCCAAAAGAUUGUUUUGCAGGAUGUUCACAGAAUACAUACGAUUUCUAAAUAGAAAAAGGUCUUUUCCAUUUUAAGUAUUGCUAAUGUAAUGAAUAUAUCUUUGCAAUCACAUCUAUGAAGCGAUUAUGUAUUAAAAUAUCUGACCCUCUGCCAUAAUCAAAUUAUAUAUACAUACACACAUACACUAGACUUGCAGCUGCUCUAUAAUACCUGGAAAUCAAACAAUCUGCAGUUAGCUCAAAUGAAUGCUGUCUCAAAUAUAUCUUGGACAUUUUCAGUACAGUAGUGUUGGAUGUGCUCCUGUGCAAUUACAUAUUUAUCAGACCAUGCCUCUGUGUAAGGUCAGCUGAACUGUAUGGGCUGGAAGAGAAGGGUUUGAGCAUAGUCCAAACGUGUGCAAUUACUGCAAUGGAAUAUCAGAGAAGUUCCUUGCAACCAGAUGGAUGCUUUAAGAAUGAUCAUUAAGCCAAGUGGAUAGAAGAAUGGUACAGAGAACUCCACUGAAGUCCAAAAAAACUCAACUGGCUUGGUUGGAAGAUCCUUACAAGAUUGAAAAUGUAAAACAGCCUAUGCAUCCAUAAGGCAAAUUCAAAGAUGAUCACAAAGGGUAUCACUGGUAGGCCAGUAGUUUUAAUGAAGAAAAACAGGAUGUGUUAAGGGAGCAUAUGGUUCUGAAAAAAAUUACAAAGUAAGCAUCUAACAAAUCAUCUCCAUGGGUAUUUAUAAAAAGAAAUUUGGCACACCGGUUAAAUAAACGGUAGCUUUUGUGGUCUCUCGUGAUGAGUUCAUUAUGAAGCAGUGUAUCCAAGAUCUCCUGUUUGAACAGUAUACAAAGCACAUGAAAGUACAGCAACCUUUCAAUAGUGUGGCACAUCACAUGUGAAGUAUAUGCCAUUACGAUUCCAAAUAAUAAGUAAAACCACUAACCAUGGGAGAUAAAAAAACGGAAAGCAGAAGUUUGGGAUCUUCAGCCUACAGCUGUGCUCAGUCUGUUUUCUGUAAUAAAAAUAAGGUAGCGAUAUGUGUUCAGUAACACAUGAUAUUUGGAAAUGUGUUAUUGAAAUGUGAUUGCAAUGCUGAUACUCAUAAUCAACUCCAGAGAGCAGGAACAAUUUUACAGAUGACACUAACCCACCGUGUCCAUCGAACUGAAAAUUCCUGAAUGUUGAUUAUAUUAUAAUCAUUUUAAUGUGCAGAUUAGAGAUGAAUACCUAUCAUUAACAUUUAAUUAAAAAACAUAAUAUUUAUGGUCUUAAGAAAGAAUAGGUCAUUCACUUUUGGGAAUUAGGGAUAC